UAAAACUGCAAGUGCAUCUGGAGGAUAGCUUCAUUUGAUCGUCAACUAGUGAGGUGUUAACUGUGGUUAAGUGUUAAGUAGUCGCGAAACUAACGCGUUUGCAACAUUUAAUGAUUAUUCUUUGAAAUUUUUGAUGUUCUUGUUUUGUUGCUGCAACAUGUUGCUGAUCGGAUUAUUCGUGGAAAUGUUUAGUUUAAUGAUCAUUUUCUUCUUUAUUGUAGUUUGUGCAGAAGAAGAACCAAAAGUAUUUGUCCGAACCGGUCGUUAUAAUCCUCAGUUAUACGGAAGUUCCGGAAAAUAUAUGCCAGACAAUCGGGGUAAAUAUCAACACAUUCCUGUGCCAUAUGACGGUGGAUAUGGUGAUCGUGGAGAGAAAUACAUCAAAGACGAAAAAGAUGACUAUAAAACAAAGUAUUGGGUACAAAAUGGUGAAUUUGGAUCAUGGGAAGAACCCGAUACAUAUGAAGAAAAAGCUAUUUACGCCUCAACAGAUUAUGAUCCAUCGGAAUCAAUUCCAAAUUAUAUCCCCGAAGAAUUUGAACCUGGUGAAGAAACCUAUGCCAAAAAAUACGAAUAUGAUAAUGAUGGUUGGAGAAUAAUACAAUUUAAAUGGAGUAAAGAUGGCAAAACACGAUAUAGUUUCUUUUAUGAGACAGAAAAUAAGAUUUUAGCACAGGAAAUUGGAAAAUUGACACAAGUUAGUGAAAAUACUUCAGCAAUACGAGUUGAUGGAUUUUAUCAGUAUGAAGGCGAUGAUGGUGUUGUUUAUGAAGUGGAUUAUGUUGCCAAUGAGAAUGGUUUCUUUCCGAAAGGUAAACACAUUCAUAAAUCAAUACAAAAUGUUUUGGAUUUUUUAUUGAAAAAUACUACUAAAUCACGUGUAUUGAAUAAUAAUUCACUUUCUAAUGAAUAAAAGAUAGUCGAAGAAAAACAGUAAUUUUAUAUUUAUUCAUAUAAUUUUUUUUGUUUUUAAUAUUUCUUUAAAAUGUUUUCAAAUUAUAAAUCCGUAGAUACACCUAUUAUGUAUAGUU
Episyrphus balteatus (marmalade hoverfly) is the source of this 1031-nucleotide messenger RNA. Its product is annotated as larval cuticle protein LCP-30-like. The coding region runs from base 134 to 913 and encodes 259 amino acids. The transcript is spliced from 3 exons. Gene Ontology annotation, cellular component: chitin-based extracellular matrix. NCBI's taxonomy places the organism in Eukaryota, Metazoa, Arthropoda, Insecta, Diptera, Syrphidae. Gene Ontology annotation, molecular function: structural constituent of chitin-based larval cuticle. The record is from RefSeq and is a predicted model, not a curated record.